AUGCAUAUCAAGGACAUGCUUAGCGAGGCGGAGAGGAGUGGGCAGCCCUCCUUCUCUUUCGAGUAUUUUCCUCCCAAGACCGCCCAAGGUGUUCAGAAUCUUUACGAUCGUAUGGAUCGCAUGUACAACCUCGGUCCCAAAUUUAUCGAUAUUACAUGGGGUGCUGGUGGCCGCAUUGCUGAGCUCACUUGCGAGAUGGUUCUUCAGGCUCAGGCUGUCUAUGGCCUUGAAACUUGCAUGCAUCUGACUUGCACUGACAUGGGUGUCGAGAAGGUUAACGAUGCUCUUCUAAAGGCAUACAAGGCCGGCUGCACCAACAUUCUGGCCCUUCGUGGUGACCCCCCCCGAGCCCAGGAUAAGUGGACUGCAGCCGAUGGAGGCUUCCAGUAUGCUCGUGAUCUUGUCAAGCAUAUCCGCGAUACAUAUGGCAAUCACUUUGACAUUGGCGUUGCAGGCUAUCCGGAAGGCUCCGACGACAACAAGAACGAGGACGAGCUACUCGACCACCUCAAGGAGAAGGUUGAUAUGGGUGCUACUUUUAUUGUCACACAGAUGUUCUACGACGCCGACAAUUUCAUUCGCUGGGUGAAGCGUGUUCGUGAACGUGGUGUCACCAUUCCUAUACUUCCCGGUAUCAUGCCCAUUGCCACAUACGCCAGCUUCCUGCGACGAGCCAACCACAUGCAGGCCAAAAUCCCCCAGGAGUGGCUUGACGCACUUGAGCCCGUCAAGAACGAUGAUGUUGCCGUCCGAAACAUUGGAAAGACACUGGUCGCCGAUAUGUGCAGGAAAUUGCUCGCCAAUGGUAUCCAUCACCUUCACUUCUAUACCAUGAACCUCGCCCAGGCCACCCGUAUGUUGCUCGAGGAACUCGCCUGGGCUCCUUCCGCUGAGCGCCCUCUCCAGCAAGCUCUCCCUUGGAAGCAGUCCAAGGGACUCAGACGCCGCGAAGAAGAUGUCCGACCUAUCUUCUGGAGAAACCGUAAUAAAUCAUAUGUUAUCCGCACACAAGACUGGGACGAGUUCCCUAACGGUCGAUGGGGUGAUUCUCGUUCUCCUGCCUUCGGAGAGUUGGACGCUUACGGCAUUGGGCUGACCGGCACCAACGAGGCGAAUCGCAAGAAGUGGGGAGAACCACAAACCAUCCAGGACAUUGCACAACUUUUCGUCCGUUAUCUGGAGAACAAGGCCGAAUCUUUGCCGUGGAGUGAGGCACCUCUCACUUCCGAAGCUGAUGAGAUCCGAGAUGGACUCAUCGAGUUGAACAAACGUGGACUGUUGACCGUGAACUCGCAGCCUGCUGUUAACGGUGUCAAGUCUUCACACCCUGUACAUGGCUGGGGCCCCGAUAACGGUUAUGUCUACCAGAAGUCAUACCUGGAGCUGCUGGUGCACCCUGAUGUCUUUGACGAGAUGAUCGGCCGUAUUGAGAGUCACCCUGACCUAACAUACUACGCUGUUACCAAGGAUGGUGAGCUCCGAUCUAACGUAACGUCCGACGGCCCCAACGCUGUCACUUGGGGUGUUUUCCCUGGAAAGGAAAUUGUGCAGCCUACUAUCGUUGAGAGCAUUAGUUUCCUCGCAUGGAAGGACGAGGCAUUCCGUCUCGGUGUCGAUUGGGCCCAUUGUUACGAUAUCACCUCUCCCAGUCGAGCCCUGCUCGAGGGAGUCAUGAACGAUUGGUAUCUCGUCAACAUUGUGAACAAUGAUUUCCACGACAAUAAGACCAUCUUUGAGCUUCUCAAGGGCCUCGAAGUGAAGGGCCUGACUACUCCUGCUACUCCCUUGUCAAAGGCUACAAACAAUGGCACUAUCGACUCCGAACCCGCUUCCAACGGUACUGCAGCUGCCGCAGUGGCUAACUAG
This is a messenger RNA of Fusarium sp. VM40, 1866 nucleotides long. NCBI's taxonomy places the organism in Eukaryota, Fungi, Ascomycota, Sordariomycetes, Hypocreales, Nectriaceae. The record is from the annotation of a GenBank genome assembly.